Messenger RNA from Propithecus coquereli (Coquerel's sifaka), 4551 nucleotides. RefSeq names its product huntingtin interacting protein 1 related (gene HIP1R). The coding region runs from base 868 to 3459 and encodes 863 amino acids. The transcript is spliced from 25 exons. The record is from RefSeq and is a predicted model, not a curated record. Gene Ontology annotation, cellular component: clathrin-coated vesicle; actin cortical patch. Lineage: Eukaryota; Metazoa; Chordata; Mammalia; Primates; Indriidae. Gene Ontology annotation, biological process: endocytosis; clathrin coat assembly; actin filament organization. Gene Ontology annotation, molecular function: clathrin-cargo adaptor activity; clathrin light chain binding; actin filament binding.
CUCCUGUUACUGCAGAGGUUUGCAAACGGCCCUCCCGAGGCAAGGCAGGAGCAGGACCCAAGCUGGGGCUGUCCUGAGUGGGGCCGCCCUGGCCGCUCUCCCUCUGGCCUGCUGCCUGCUGUUAUUCCUCUCUCUGUCUCAGAGAAGCUGCCAGCCAAGGCAGAGGCAGCCUCAUGUUUGUCCUUUGUCCCUCCUACUUGGUAGUUCUGAUACAAGGCCCAAUUGUCAGGGGCAGGAGAGACUGGCCCUGGGUGCAAGUGAGGCUUCUGGGUCACUUGGGUUUGCAGAGCCAUCCUGACCUCACUGCUGUGUGACUUUGGAGAAGCCCAGCCUUUUCCCGUGUCUGUGAAAUGCGGCACUUGGGCUGCUCGGGCCUCAGCCUGCUUCCCUCUGUGCGACUCAGCAGGUUUGAGGCUCAGGGCACGAGCUGUCCACAGCCCUGUCAUUUGGGCACCUCGUCCCAGCCCACCCCGGCAGUGGCCUCUGGAAACCCUUUCCCAGCUGAGCUGGAGCUCGUUUGCCCUCACCUUGCUCUCACCCUUGACCUGGCUCGCGGGAGCAUCUGGUCACAGCCUGGGGCAGCCACCAGCUCGUGGGGCCCUGUCCUGGAGACCAGGAGCCCGCUGGUGUCUAAGAACUGCCUGGGAGCCCCCGUCUUUCCAGCCGGACGGGCUUUAGCGGCUGCCCAAGCUGUCGCCUCAUCUUCGAGCUGCCCUGGCAGGGUGGCCAUGUGCGUGGCACUAGCCCUGGCAUGGAGUAGGCCGCCCAGGCCUGCGUCUCCGGCUCCCACAGGCUCGCGCCCUCUCUCUCCUGUCCCUCUUCUGCUCAGUUUUCCGGCAGCUCAACACAGCCAUCGCCGUGUCCCAGAUGUCCUCGGGCCAGUGCCGCCUGGCCCCACUCAUCCAGGUCAUCCAGGACUGCAGCCACCUGUACCACUACACGGUGAAGCUCCUGUUCAAGCUACACUCCUGUCUCCCGGCAGACACCCUGCAAGGCCACAGGGACCGGUUCCACGAGCAGUUUCACAGCCUCAGAAACUUCUUCCGACGAGCCUCCGACAUGCUCUACUUCAAGCGGCUCAUCCAGAUCCCCCGGCUGCCCGAGGGACCCCCCAACUUCCUACGGGCCUCCGCCCUAGCCGAGCACAUCAAGCCUGUGGUGGUGAUCCCAGAGGAGACCCCAGAGGACGAGGAGCCGGAGAACCUCAUCGAGAUCAGCACCGGGCCCCCGGCCGGGGAGCCAGUGGUGGUGACUGACCUCUUUGAUCAGACGUUUGGACCCCCCAAUGGCUCCUUGAAGGACGACAGGGACCUCCAGAUUGAGAACUUGAAGAGGGAGGUGGAGACGCUCCGCAGCGAGCUGGAGAAGAUCAAGCUGGAGGCCCAGCGCUACAUCUCGCAGCUGAAGGGCCAGGUGAACGCGCUGGAGGCCGAGCUGGAGGAGCAGCGGAAGCAGAAACAGAAGGCCCUGGUGGACAACGAGCAGCUCCGCCACGAGCUGGCCCAGCUGAGGGCCGCGCAGCUGGAGGGCGAGCGGAGCCAGAGCCUGCGCGAGGAGGCCGAGAGGAAGGCCAGCGCCACGGAGGCGCGCUACAACAGGCUGAAGGAGAAGCACAGCGAGCUCAUCAGCAUGCACGCGGAGCUGCUCCGGAAGAACGCAGACACAGCCAAGCAGCUGACGGUGACGCAGCAGAGCCAGGAGGAGGUGGCACGGGUGAAGGAGCAGCUGGCCUUCCAGAUGGAGCAGGUGAAGCGGGAGUCCGAGCUCAAGUUGGAGGAGCAGAGCGACCAACUGGAGAAGCUCAAGAGGGAGCUGGAGACCAAGGCCGGGGAGCUGGCCCGCGUGCACGAGGUCCUGAGCCACACAGAGCAGAGCGGGUCGGAGCUGAGCUCGAGGCUGGAGGUGCUGCGCGCAGAGAAGGACACGCUGAGUGGGGCCGUGCAGCAGCGGGAGGCCGAUCUGCUGGCAGCCCAGAGCCUGGUGCGUGAGAAGGAGGUGGCGCUGAGCCAGGAGCAGCAGCGCGGCUCCCGGGAGCGGGGCGAGCUACAGGCGCGGCUGGCAGAGAAGGAGUUGCAGGAGCAGGGGCUGCGGCAGCAGCUGCUGGACGAGCAGUUUGCGGUGCUCAGGGGCGCUGCUGCGGAGGCCGAGGCCAUCCUGCAGGACGCCGUGAGCAGGCUGGACGAUCCUCUGCACCUGCGCUGCACCAGCUCUCCAGACUACCUGGUGAGCAGGGCCCAGGCUGCCUUGGACUCCGUGAGCGCCCUGGAGGAGGGCCACGCCCAGUACCUCCCCUCCUUGGCAGAUGCCUCCACCCUGGUGGCAGCCCUGACCCGGUUUUCCCACCUGGCUGCGGACACCAUCGUCAAUGGCAGUGCCACCUCCCACCUGGCCCCCACGGACCCUGCUGACCGCCUGAUCGACACCUGCAGGGAGUGUGGGGCCCGGGCCCUGGAGCUCGUGGGGCAGCUGCAGGACCAGCAGGCUCUGCGGCGGGCACAGCCUGGCCUGGUGCGGAUCCCCCUGCAGGGCAUCCUUCAGCUGGGCCAGGAGCUAAAGCCCAAGAGCCUGGAUGUGCGGCAGGAGGAGCUGGGGGCCAUGGUGGACAAGGAGAUGGCAGCCACGUCUGCGGCCAUUGAAGAUGCUGUGCGAAGGAUCGAGGACAUGAUGAACCAGGCCCGCCACGCCAGCUCGGGCGUGAAGCUGGAAGUGAAUGAGAGGAUCCUCAACUCCUGCACAGACCUCAUGAAGGCGAUCCGGCUGCUGGUGAUGACGUCCACCAGCCUGCAGAAGGAAAUCGUGGAGAGCGGCAGGGGGGCAGCCACGCAGCAGGAAUUUUACGCCAAGAACUCGCGCUGGACUGAAGGCCUCAUCUCAGCCUCCAAGGCAGUGGGCUGGGGAGCCACACAGCUGGUGGAGUCAGCUGACAGAGUGGUGCUUCACACGGGCAAGUACAAAGAGCUCAUUGUCUGCUCCCAUGAGAUCGCGGCCAGCACUGCCCAGCUGGUGGCAGCCUCCAAGGUAAAGGCCGACAAGCACAGCCCCCACCUGAGCCGCCUGCAGGAAUGCUCCCGCACCGUCAACGAGAGGGCAGCCGGCGUGGUGGCCUCCACCAAGUCAGGCCAGGAGCAGAUUGAAGAUAGAGACACCAUGGACUUCUCUGGCCUGUCCCUCAUCAAGCUUAAGAAGCAGGAGAUGGAGACUCAGGUGCGUGUCCUAGAGCUAGAGAUGACACUGGAGGCCGAGCGCAUGCGGCUUGGGGAGCUGCGGAAGCGGCACUACGCGCUGGCCGGGGCAGGGGCAACACCCAGUGAGGAGGAGCCAGGCCGGCCCAGCGCCGCCCCUCGAAGUAUGACCACCAAGAAGCCACCCUUGGCCCAGAAGCCCAGCGUCGUCCCCAGACAGGAACACCAGCUCGACAAAAAGGACGGUGUCUACCCGGCUCAACUCGUGAACUACUAGGCCCCCCAGGGGUCUGGCAGGGCAGCUGGUGGACAGGCCUGGGCCUCCAGUGGCCGAGGGGCCUCACCCCCUGCACCUGGUGGCCAAGCCCCCAGCCUGGGUCAGUGUCCUCAAGGUCCCUGGCCCUCACUGAGCCCGGGUCAUGCAGAUGGUUCUUCUGGAUUCGAGUCUAUUUAUCUGCAGAAGGAGCCUGGGAGAGCACCUGGGACCCAGGAGGCCUGAGCCACAACUCUUCAGGAAAUAUAUGGAACAUUUUUAAUAUUCUGAGUUAGAGCUUUUCUUCUAAGUUGAUAGCACACUGGGAAACAGGGCUACUGGAGGGGCCCCCUGCCUUCUGGACUUGCUGAGACCUCCUGUCUGCCACCUUCUGUGGGGCCCUGAUUCCACAUAGGCCCUCAGGCCAUGUGGUCUCAGCAGAUGAGGCUCUGGGAUGGGCUGGAGGGGUGCUGCCCGCUUCUUGGGGCAACCCUAGAGCAUCCCUCCUGCAAGCCCCCCCAGAAGGAGGUCGGAAGUGGCUGCUGUCUGGGGAGCAAGGCAGGGAGGUGGCAGGAACCCCGAGCCUGCAGGCAGCCCAGCCUUCCCUCCUGGGGUUUCCACUUCUGGCUGGAAUCUGCAGCCACCCUCUGUUUCCUGUUUUCCCUUCCCCUGGCCUGGCUGGCCCUGCCCUGCAUUCUCCAGCUCAGCCAGAAAAAGCCCAGAAACCCAUCAGGGUGGUCUGGGGCUGGGGAACGCUGGCCUGCCUUUGUUUGCCGCUGUCCAACUUGAACGAAUGUGUUCCCUGAGCCGAAGGGAGUGGCUGCAGGGGUGGGGACCAGGCUGGGAGGGCAGAGCCAGCACUAGGCUGGACCAGCACCCUGCCCUCCCACUUGGCCCUGUGCAUACUGGGCACAGUUUGGGAGGGGCAGAGCUGCUUCGUUAGUACUUCCUCGUGUUGAAGUGUUCCGUUGGCAAUAAAAUGCACUUUGACUGUUGUCACCAAUGCCCCAGAGUGAGGGGCUGCACCUGGCUCAUUUCUCCAGGGGUACGUGCUGGUCACCUCACCAGGCUCUGUCCAGGUACUGGGUAGGGGACCCUGUAAUUUCUGCAGGUAAC